CUGCGGAUGGUCGCGGGAGGGCCACGUGACGAGGCGGGCGCCAGGCCGGGGGCUGUCCGAGAGGGCUGCGUGGUUGACGCGGUGCGGCUUGCGCCUCAGGGACGCGCCGACGGGCGUUCGCCGGUCGCGUUCUCUCCCUGCGAUACAGCGUCGCCUUAUUUGUACUUGGUGACGCGCGUGGGAAUAAUUGUUGGGGACAAGAAUUUCGGAGCGAAUGCAAUACUCGAAGGAGGGAUGAGCGCCCAUAGGUUGCUAUAACUGGCGAGUGGUCGGAAGUUCUCAUUUUUUCCUCACAAGCUUUUAAACCAGGAGUCUGGCUAUUCAUUACCAAGAAGCUAUUAGCUUUAGAUUGGGGAAUUCCUUUACAUAAAAAAUUAGAAUGAAAGAACCUUUGGAUGGUGAAUGUGGCAAAGCAAUGGCACCACUUCCGGACAAAAUUAAAGAAGAACCUGACAAUGCUCAAGAGUAUGGACAUGCCUCAAAGCCAAAAACUCAAGAAAGCGAACUGAAAAUUAGUGCUGUAUUUUCAGUCAGUGAUGGUUCUCUUGCCCAACAAUUGACACCAGGCUUUCAGUUUUCUCUUCCAUCAUCUGGCCCAAAUGUAUUGCUUCCUUCAGUUCCAGCUAUAGCUAUUCAGGUUUUUUGUUCUGGUUGUAAAAAAAUGCUUUGUGAGGGGCAAACUGCAUAUCAUAAGACAGGAUCUACUCAGCUCUUUUGCUCCACACGAUGCAUCACUGGAUAUUCUUCACCUGUCUGUCUACUACCACCGCCUCCCAAGAAAACCUGCACAAACUGCUUGAAAGACAUUUUAAAUCCAAAGGGGGUGAUCACAAUCCGAUUUGAAAAUUCUUCUCCCAGCAAAGAUUUCUGCAGCCAAUCAUGCCUUUCUUCCUAUGAGUUAAAGAAAAAACCUGUUGUUACCAUAUAUACCAAUAGCAUUUCAGCUAAGUGCAGUCUGUGUCAGAAGAAUGCUGAUAUUCGAUUUGAAGUUAAAUUUCAAAAUGUGUUACAUGGUCUUUGUAGUGAUGCCUGUUUUUCAAAAUUUCACUCUACUAACAACCUCACCAUGAACUGUUGUGAGAACUGUGGGAGCUAUUGCUGUAGCAGCUCUGGUCCUUGCCAGUCCCAGAAGGUUUUUAGCUCCACAAGUGUCACAGCAUAUAAGCAGAAUUCAGCCCAAAUGCCUCCAUUUGCCUUGGGGAAAUCAUUGAGGCCCUCAGCUGAAAUGAUUGAGACUACGAAUGACUCAGGAAAAACAGAGCUUUUCUGCUCUGUUAAUUGUUUAUCUGCUUACAGAGUUAAGAUGGUUAGUUCUUCAGGUGUCCAGGUUUCAUGUCAUAGUUGUAAAACCUCAGUGAUUCCUCAGUAUCACCUAGCCGUGUCCAGUGGGACUAUUUACAGCUUCUGCAGCCCCCGUUGUGUAGUGGCUUUCCAGAAUGUAUUUAACAAGCCAAAAGGAAUAAACUCUUCAGUGGUGCCCCUGUCUCAGGGCCAGGUGGUUGUAAGCCCACCCUGCGGGUCAGCAGUGUCAGUGGGAGGAGGUAACCCCUGUGCUGCUUUCCCCAGCUGCACCAGGGGCUCUGCUGCGGCCAGUCUCCAGUCUCUUGCUGCCCAAUCCCAGAAGGCUAAUUUAACCCAUACAGUUGUUAAACUCAGGUGUCAGCACUGCAGCCAUCUGUUUGCCACAAAACCAGAACUUCUUUUCUACAAGGGUAAAAUGUUUCUGUUUUGUGGCAAGACUUGCUCUGAUGAAUACAAAAAGAAAAAUAAAGUUAUGGCAAUGUGUCACUACUGUAAGCUGCAGAAAAUUAUCAAGGAGACUGUCCGAUUCUCGGGGGUUGACAAGCCAUUCUGUAGUGAAGUUUGCAAAUUCCUUUCUGCCCGUGACUUUGGAGAACGAUGGGGAAACUAUUGUAAGAUGUGCAGUUAUUGUUCACAGACAUCCCCUAACUUGGUGGAAAAUCGAUUCGAGGGCAAGUUAGAAGAGUUUUGUUGUGAUGACUGCAUGUCCAAAUUUAUAGUUCUGUUUAAUCAGAUGGCCAAAUGUGAUGGUUGUAAACGACAGGGUAAGUUAAGUGAGUCCAUAAAAUGGCAAGGAAACAUCAAACGUUUCUGUAACCUGCUUUGUGUCUUGGAGUUUUGUGAUCAGGAAGUUAUGAAUGACCCUCUUUCACAAAAUAAAGGAAAUAUUUCUAAGGCGCACACUGCUUCAGUGAAAUUUCCCUCUUCAAGGACAAACACAACUCCAGUUAUAACCAAUGUGGUUUCAUUGGCAAAAAUACCUCCUGCCCAGCCCAGGGCGAGCACUGAUGGUGUCUUAAAAGGUGCAGUUAUUAAAGAGGCAGCAAAGAUCAUUGAAAGUAGAGAUGCCAUGAAACUUCUAUCCUCCCAGUCUUCCAGGAUUUUAAAGAACAAGGCAUUAUUGUGCAAGCCUGUCACACAGACCAAGGCCACUUCUUGCAAACCACAUACACUGCACAAGGAAUGUCAGACAGAUUUAACUAUGCUUACUGAGACAAAUGAUGCGGAACUUGAUUCUCCACCUGCAAAGAAAAAAAGAAUAGGUUUUUUCCAGACCUAUGAUGAGGAAUAUUUAAAAGUUGGUUUUAUUAUCUGUCCAGAAUCAAAAGAAAGUUCACCAAGGCCACAGUGUGUCAUUUGUGGAGAAAUCUUACCCACUGAAAGCAUGAAGCCAGCAAAUCUUUUUCAUCAUUUGAAGACAAAACAUUCAGAAUUAGAAAAUAAGCCAGUCCAUUUUUUUGAGCAAAAAUCUCUUGAAAUGGAAUGUAAAAAUGGUUCUUUUAGAAAGUGUUUACUAGUUGAAAAGUCACUUGUGAAAGCUUCAUAUUUAGUUGCUUUACAAAUUGCUGUUAGUAGGAAGCCAUUCUCCAUUGCUGAAGAAUUAAUUAAACCAUAUUUAGUAGAAAUGUGUUCAGAGGUUUUGGGUUCAAGUGCUGGAGACAAAAUGAAAACCAUUCCUCUUUCCAAUAAUAUGAUUGGACACAGGAUUGAUGAACUUUCUGCAGACAUUGAAGAUCAGCUGAUUCAAAAAGUCAGAGAGUCAAAGUGGUUUGCCCUUCAGAUAGAUGAGUUAUCAGAAAUUUCAAAUAUCACCCUUCUUUUGUGCUAUAUUCGUUUCAUUGAUUAUGAUUGUAGUGAUAUAAAAGAAGAAUUAUUAUGUUGCAUCGAAAUGCCUUCUCAAAUAACUGGUUUUGAAAUUUUUGAACUAAUAAAUAAAUAUAUUGAUAGUAAAUCUCUGAAUUGGAAACAUUGUGUUGGUCUCUGUACAGAUGGAGCUGCAAGCAUGACUGGCAGGUGUUCUGGUUUAAGGGCAAAAAUUCAAGAUAUUGCCACAAAUAGAGUGGCAUUUACAUAUUGUUGUAUUCACCGUGAACAUCUAGCAGCAGAAAAUCUGUCUCCGUGCUUACAUGAAAUUCUUUUUCAGUCAGCCCAAAUUUUAAGUUUUAUAAAGAGCAAUGCAUUGAAUUCACGUAUGUUAACAAUUUUGUGUGAAGAAAUGGGGUCUGAGCAUGUGAAUUUACCACUUCAUGCUGAAGUACAUUUGAUAUCAAGAGGGAGAAUUUUAACAAGAUUAUUUGAAUUACGACAUGAAAUUAAAAUUUUUUUACAUCAAAAGCAUUCAGAUUUGGCCAAGUAUUUUCUUGAUGAGGAAUGGGUUGCAAAGCUGGCCUAUUUAUCAGAUAUUUUUUCACUUGUAAAUGAACUAAACUUAAGUCUCCAAGGAACUAUGACUACACUCUUCAAUUUGUAUAAUAAAAUGGAUAUAUUUAAGGAAAAGUUAAAAAUGUGGUUGAAGCACAUACAGGAGAAUAAUUAUGACAUGUUCCCAUCGUUUUCCGAAUUCUCAAACUCAUCAGACUUAAAUAUAAGAAGCAUUGCAAACAUUAUUUUUGAACACCUGGACGGACUUUCUCAAAUGUUCAAUGAUUGUUAUCCACCAGAAGAUGACUUGCUUUCAGGAAAUUUGUGGGUAACUAAUCCGUUUAUGAAUCACCAAAAUAGUAAUCUCACAGACUUGGAAGAAGAAAAACUAGCACAGUUAUCGUCAGAUUUAGAAUUACAGUUAGUAUUUAAAUCAAUGUCUGUAACUCAGUUUUGGAUAAAAGCAAAGGCAGGUUACCCAGAACUCCAUGAAAAGGCAAUGAAGCUUUUACUACCUUUUGCAACCAUCUAUUUAUGUGAUGCUACGUUUUCAGCUUUGACCGAGUCAAAACGAAGAAAUCUGUUGGUUUCUGGCCCUGCCCUAAGACUUGCAGUCACAUCUCUAAUUCCAAGGAUAGAAAAAUUGGUAAAGGAGAAAGAGUAGUAACACACAUAUUGCUUAUAGUCAAAAUCUGUUAAUUUUGUGUUAAAUUUUGUGUAAGCAUCCUGAAAUAUAGUUUCCUAAUGUGGAGAUGUGUUCUCAGUGAUUAAAUAAGUGUUCUAAUAAUUUUUCUUUUUGUUGA
Molecule: messenger RNA, 4466 nt
Organism: Manis javanica (Malayan pangolin)
Lineage: Eukaryota; Metazoa; Chordata; Mammalia; Pholidota; Manidae
Gene: ZMYM6
Product: zinc finger MYM-type containing 6
Molecular function (GO): zinc ion binding
Source: RefSeq, a predicted model, not a curated record